AUGGCAAACCUCGUGGAUCAUCGUCAGGCAGUAUCGGAGCGCCUAAAGGCGGUCUCCGAACACUCAACCACCACCUUAUCUCAGUUAGACAACUCUCGUGCUUCCGGGUUUAAGAUCAUACGUCCUCAGCCAGCUGACUCCUUUCCUGAAAUUAACACUGCGGAUGAGGAACCUACAUUCCACAGUCAAUUGAAGGCGGAUCAAUCCAAACCGCCAAAAAUGGCUCCUCCGCGUCGCGAUCUCCUCCAUAAGGACCACUUUUCCUUCGUGUUUGGGGGCGCAAAGACCCAGAACUACUAUGACCCUGCUGCCAAAGGCCCAGGGUCUCACACUAUCCGAACACUCGCCUGGAACCCCACCGGCCAGCUAAUUGCUACGGGCUCAGCAGAUCGCACCCUAAGAAUCUGGAAUCCCGAACGCCCCAAUGUCCGCUACUCAACCGAAUUGCGCGGCCACACCGCCGGAAUCGAGAAAGUCCUCUUCAACCCAGUCCGCGACGCAGAGUUAGCAAGUUGCUCGACAGACGGCACAGUACGCUUCUGGGACGUCCGCUCCAAGACCUGCGUCAGCAAGCUAGACAUCGGCGGAGAAGCAUUCACUCUCUCCUGGUCCGCGGAUGGCACGACAAUGAUCGUCGGCACAAAGGACGACACUCUGAUCCCCAUCUCGAUCGAAAGCCCCUCCACACCAACCGCCCAUCCAGACGGCGCAAACGCUCUCAACCUCCCGGCCUCAGUAGGCACAACGACCUACACAGCCCUCGCUCCCCACCCCCAACCCGUCCAGACAAACGCAACUACUUUCGACUGGCGCAUGGCAACCCCUGAACGCCCUCAGCAGCAGUUCUUCACCACGACCGGCGAAGGAAAGGUCAAAAUCCUUUCCUAUCCCUCCUUGAACGUCCUGUACACCAUAAACGCCCACACAUCCGCCUGCAAUGCCGUCGCUCUCGCGCCUACAGGUCGUUACCUCGCAAUCGGCGCUAGCGAUGCUCUCAUCUCCCUCUGGGAUACAACUGACUGGAUCUGCCAGCGCACAUUGUCAAGUGAGAAUGGCGGCGCCAUCCGUGGUGUGAGCUGGAGUUUCGAUGGCCGCUAUAUCUGUGGUGCAUGUGAUGAGAUUGGGUGUGGUGGGAAUGGUCUUGAGAUCUUCCAUGCUGAGUCGGGUGAUAGCAUUUACACUAUUCCUACUGCAGGUGCUAAUGCUGGUGUUUCUGCUGUUGCUUGGCAUCCUUCGCGUUACUGGUUGGCUUAUUCGACUACUACUGAUGGUCCUGGUCAUUCCAGCUCGGGUGGUUUGAAGAUUGUUGGUGCUGCUGGUGGCGGACUCUGA
Penicillium antarcticum is the source of this 1332-nucleotide messenger RNA. RefSeq lists its product as uncharacterized. Gene Ontology annotation, biological process: mRNA export from nucleus. The coding region runs from base 1 to 1332 and encodes 443 amino acids. Gene Ontology annotation, cellular component: THO complex part of transcription export complex. Gene Ontology annotation, molecular function: protein binding. NCBI's taxonomy places the organism in Eukaryota, Fungi, Ascomycota, Eurotiomycetes, Eurotiales, Aspergillaceae. The transcript has 3 exons. The record is from RefSeq and is a predicted model, not a curated record.